AUCGUAUAAAAAUAAAUGUCGCAGGUGAGUGCGGGCCAAGCUGUAUUUAUGCACCAUUACUAUAUGGCUCACUAGAUCUUCGGAAGACACUCUACUCUCAACCCUCUAGAUCUUGAAGGAAGCCACUGUCAAUGGCUCACCCCUUCUACUUCUCCUGCUACACCAAGGUACUUGUGUUCUCUCUUCUUCUCUUCCUUUUUCUUUCUCUUUGCUCCACUUCCUACUCCAAACCUCAACUUGUGAGCACUAGAACAAGUACUAGAGUUAGUAGUAGAAGAAUAUUAGAGGUUGAAGAAGAAGAGCAGCAGGAUGAGAAGCCCCUCAAGAAGAAAACCACCACAACCCAAUCCACCAAAAACCAAACCAAGCUAAUCAAACCCAAUACUACUCCUUCUUCCAAAAACCAAACCAAAAUCACCAAAUCUAGUAACCUCUCCACCAAAAAUCAAACCAAAACCAUCAAAUCCAACAACACCAUUUCCUUAAAAAACCAAACCAAAUCCAAUGCCACUUCCACCAAAACCAUCAAAUCCAACAACCUUUCACCCAAAAAUCAAACCAAACAACUCAAGGUUAGCUCAAAGGAAUCUCCCAAAACCACACCCACCGACACUGGACUCAAGAAGAAGCUCAAUUCCACCACCUCCGCCUCUACCCCCAAGAGCAAGAAGCUGAACUCCACAUCCAAAGCAACAACUCCUGUUUCCACUUCAAGCAAGAAAUCACUGGAUCUCGUGAAAGCAAGUAACAAAACUACAAAGGCCACCGCCACCGCCACCGCCACCGACAAGCAAACCAAAUCCAAAACAACAACUCAACCUCACGACGCCACAAAACAACAGAGCAAGAAACCUGCAAAACAAGCACCACCGGGUUGGUUCAUUGAUGAAGAAGAAGAUGACGAUAUGGUUUCAAUUUCAGAGUUCAGAGAUCUUCCAAACAAGUUCCAACGCACUUUAAUCCCAGAUUUGGAGCGAAUCACCACCACCUCCAAAGCCUACCUAACAAAAGCCAACGACGAAAUCACAAAAGGAUUCAAACCCUACGUCGGCAACAAAUAUGCACCCACCGUCGCCGCCGUAGCCUCCUGCGCUUUCAUCUUGAUCCCUCUGCUCUUAGUCUCACUCCUCUGUACCAGAAUCAAAGCCUUCUUCUCCCUCCAGAAGAUCCUGAUCUUCAUCCAAGUGUACCUCUCGAUCUACUUCACCAUUCUCUGCGUGUCUUCGUUGGUCACCGGAAUCGAACCGUUGAAGUUUCUGUACUCCGUUUCGCAUUCUACCUAUCUCUGUCUCCAGGUGCUUCAGACACUGGCUUAUGUGUUCUACCUGUUGCUGCUUCUCAUGUUCCUCGUACUCGUAUUCUCCACGGAGUGUGGGCUGGGCUUGAAGUUUCUGGGCCUGGCCCAGGUGUUUGUGGGCUUUGCUGUUGGGCUUCAUUACUAUGUGACGGUGUUUCAUAGGGUGGUGCUGCGGCAACCACCUAAGACGAGUUGGAAGGUACACGGGAUUUAUGCUACGUGUUUUCUCCUCAUUUGUGUUCUUGCUGGGGCUGAUAAUAGAAGGAAAAAGGCUUAUGUGGAAAAUGAUGGAGAAGAAGGCAAGAAGAACUAAAUACAAUUGUUACAUGUAUUUUUACGAUUCUCAUUUUCAUUUUGAUUCAAUUUAGAACAUAAAGUUAAUCAUAAUUAUAGCAGCAAAAUAAUGCUGUUUUUGUAACUAGAGCACUUCAAUGCCUAGUAGUUUGGCUGCAAAGUAUCCUUUUUAACUUCAGAAAGGGAAGGAUUCAACGAGCUUAAACACUUUUUUUAUUGUAAAAUAUGUUAGCAUCUCUUGUAAUGAGAAGUGAUAAAUGUCAUGAGGUCCAUUAGCACGA
Molecule: messenger RNA, 1872 nt
Organism: Lotus japonicus
Lineage: Eukaryota; Viridiplantae; Streptophyta; Magnoliopsida; Fabales; Fabaceae
Exons: 1
Coding region: 132-1610 (492 amino acids)
Source: RefSeq, a predicted model, not a curated record